AAGCGGGAGCUAAUCAGAACGCAAGUUACAAAAACACCCAGGCCAGCCUCUCCGGCGUUAAAGUCGAGCCGCCCUUAGCCCAUCUUUCUUUUUGCUGCAGGACCUUUUAGGAGAGAGGACAUCAGGAGCUGCUACCCAAACACCGCCAUCAUGACAGACUUAGAGAAAAGGGAGAAGAAGAAGCCCAAGUCAAAGGCGGUCUGCGGAUACCCCAUCAGCAUAUUCUUCAUUGUGGUGAACGAGUUCUGCGAGAGGUUCUCCUACUAUGGCAUGCGAGCCGUGCUGGUGCUGUACUUCAGGUACUUCCUCCGCUGGGACGACGACACGGCCACCUCCAUCUACCACACCUUCGUGGCCCUGUGCUACCUGACGCCCAUCAUGGGGGCCAUCGUGGCCGACUCCUGGCUGGGGAAGUUCAAGACCAUCGUCUACCUGUCCAUCGUGUACACCAUCGGCCAGGCCGUGCUGGCCAUCAGCGCCAUCCAUGACAUCACGGACGAGGAUAAAGAUGGAACUCCAAACAACCUGACCUUCCAUGUGGCCCUCUCAAUGACUGGCCUCAUCCUCAUUGCUCUGGGGACAGGCGGGAUCAAGCCCUGCGUGGCGGCUUUUGGAGGGGACCAGUUUUCUGAUGAGCAGGAGAAACAGAGGAGCACCUUCUUCUCCAUCUUCUACCUGUCCAUCAAUGCUGGAAGUCUCCUGUCCACCGUCAUCACCCCAAUCCUCAGAGCCCAGGAGUGUGGCAUCCACACACACCAGAAGUGCUACCCGCUGGCUUUCGGUGUGCCCGCCGCCCUCAUGGUGGUCGCCCUGGUGGUAUUCAUUGUCGGGAGCAAAAUGUACAUCAAGGCCGCCCCCAAGGGCAACAUUAUGCUGGAAGUGAGCAAAUGCAUUGGGUUUGCAGUGAAGAACCGUUUCAGACACAGGAGCGAUGAGUACCCCAAGAGGGAGCACUGGAUGGACUGGGCUGAGGAGAAAUACGAAAAACUGCUCAUCGCUCAGGUGAAGAUGGUGCUGAGGGUCCUGUUCCUCUACAUCCCCCUGCCUAUGUUCUGGGCACUCUUUGACCAGCAGGGCUCUCGAUGGACACUGCAGGCCACCACCAUGGAUGGAAACUUUGGAGUGCUCAUUAUUCAACCAGACCAGAUGCAAACGGUCAACCCUAUCCUGAUCCUGGUGCUGGUGCCCAUCAUGGACAGCGCGGUGUACCCGUUGAUAAAGAAGUGUGGCCUCAAUUUCACGCCACUGAGGAGAAUGACAGUUGGAAUGCUGCUGGCAGGCCUGGCGUUUGUGGUUGCAGCCCUGGUACAGAUUGAGAUCGACAAAACCCUACCCAUCUUCCCAUCGUCCAGUGAGAGCCAGCUCAAAUUCCUGAACCUGGGUAGCAGCCAGCUGGAGAUAACUGGUGCCACCAAUGCCCCACUGACAGUUCCACCGUUUCAGGCCAAUCCAGAGUAUUUGUCGUUUUCAGAGAGUGAAAUUCAGGUCUCUGCCGGAGUAGGCUUCAACAAAACAAUCACGUUGGAGAAAGGAAAACGGCAGACGCUGUUAAUCAAUCCAGCAACUAAAACAAUGGAGGCGAUGAAUGAUUUAAUGGCCAAGCCGGAGCAGGGAGACAAUGGCAUCAGAUUUGUUAAUGGAUUGGACACUAUGGUGAACGUGACUACCGCAGCAGUGGACUUUGGAGUGAUAGCACCCUCUUCAGUUUCAAACUACUCUCUGUUACACGAGGGAAAGUCGACCUUCACUCUUACCAGUGAGGGGGGACAGACGUGCCAGUUCUCGAAGACUUACAAAUUCGGCAGCUCCUACACGCUAGUCAUUCCCAGUGACAUCCAGUGGACAGAAAAUUGUGGCGACACCAUUAAAGAGAGCCUGGACAUCAAGCCCAACACUAUCCACAUGGCCUGGCAGAUCCCUCAGUACUUCCUCAUAACCGCUGGAGAGGUGGUCUUCUCUGUCACUGGUCUGGAGUUCUCUUACUCACAGGCGCCAAGCAACAUGAAGGCAGUGCUCCAGGCUGGAUGGCUCUUCACUGUCGCUGUGGGCAACAUCGUUGUGCUGAUUGUGGCAGAAGCAGCGCAGAUACCAGAACAGUGGGCAGAGUACAUCCUCUUCGCUGCCCUCCUGAUAGCAGUGUGCGUGAUUUUCGCCGUGAUGGCUUACUUCUACACCUAUGUGGACCCCACUGAGAUCGAGGCCCAGUUCCAGAAGGACGACUCUGAGACAGAGAAAGAGAAGGAGAAAGAGAAACAUGAGAUGGACAGCAUAUCUCCGGAAAAGAAGGAGCACGACGAAGACAUGAAACAGACCAAGAUAUAAACACCCUCAUAGGCUUCUUUUCGGCUGGGUUUCGGCGCUUUGUGUUUGGGGCUUCAGCAUGAGCUUGAGGAGCAUGAGGGCAAGGCCUGCUGGAGGCAAGGAGGAAACAACACCACAGCGGCGUUUCGAUCAUUAACUCUGACACUGAGAUGCUUCCAAAUUCAGAUUUAGCAGGCUUCGCCCUGGGGAGAUGAGCGGGGGGAGAGGGAACGGCUGAGUAAAGGCAUGCAGCACAACUUUCUACACAAACAGUGAAUUUCCUCUGAUUUAUGGGAGAGAGCUAAACAGUUUUAAUUUUUUUUUUUUUUAAACAAGAUAAACAUGUCAUGGAAAAUGUGUCAGAUUUCAGCCAUAUGGUUUAAUUUCCUUAAUAUUGUAAAUAAUUUGUUUACAAUGAUUAUUUUGCACCGUGUAGCAAAGGGGAUAUUUCUAUUGCCUUUUUUGCCCUAUAUAUAUUAUUCGAAGGGAUUAUGAAAGAGGAAAAAUUACAAGUGACCAUUCCAGCAUUUGCACGUAUUGUUUUUUAUGUACUGUGUAACUUGUAUUUUUGACAUUAUUGUACAUGUGUUUUUUUAAUGAUGUGGACAGUGGUUCCUGUAAGAACAGACACUAUUGCUCUCAGUCAUGUUGAACAGUAAAACUGGAUGUCAGACAUGUUCCUGUCAAUCAAUAAGAGCUUAAAUAAAGAAUAAUAAAACAACAUUUGUCCAA
Molecule: messenger RNA, 3033 nt
Organism: Anguilla anguilla (European eel)
Lineage: Eukaryota; Metazoa; Chordata; Actinopteri; Anguilliformes; Anguillidae
Product: solute carrier family 15 member 1-like
Exons: 23
Coding region: 151-2322 (723 amino acids)
Biological process (GO): transmembrane transport; oligopeptide transport
Cellular component (GO): membrane
Molecular function (GO): dipeptide transmembrane transporter activity
Source: RefSeq, a predicted model, not a curated record